Penaeus indicus is the source of this 361-nucleotide messenger RNA. RefSeq names its product inter-alpha-trypsin inhibitor heavy chain H4-like. NCBI's taxonomy places the organism in Eukaryota, Metazoa, Arthropoda, Malacostraca, Decapoda, Penaeidae. The record is from RefSeq and is a predicted model, not a curated record. The transcript has 3 exons. Bases 71 to 346 code for a protein of 91 amino acids.
CUUGUUAAACCGCAGUUGCCUUCUGGAGCUGCUUAGUAAACAGUGUGUUGUUCAGCCACCUCGCGGAAGGAUGCACGCUGCCAGAAUGUGGCUCAGACGGACGCAUCUCGCCCUUCGUCUGCUGUUCAUAGCCUCUUCACUGGGACAUCUGACGAAGGCCCAGGCCUCCGGGGUCGUGACCAGCUUCAAGAUCUCCGGCAGAAUCGAAUCCCGCUACGCUGUCACUCGCGUCACGUCGCAGAUGCACAACCCUGCAGACAGCGCGGAGGAACUCAAGUUCAAGAUGACUCUGCCCAAGACAGCUUUUAUCUCCUCUUUCAUUAUGUUUGUAUAUACACGCGCUUGAAUACAAUAUAUGAAU